This is a messenger RNA of Acomys russatus (golden spiny mouse), 3759 nucleotides long. RefSeq names its product NPHS1 adhesion molecule, nephrin (gene Nphs1). Gene Ontology annotation, molecular function: cell adhesion molecule binding. Gene Ontology annotation, cellular component: cell-cell junction. The transcript is spliced from 29 exons. Gene Ontology annotation, biological process: cell-cell adhesion. Lineage: Eukaryota; Metazoa; Chordata; Mammalia; Rodentia; Muridae. The record is from RefSeq and is a predicted model, not a curated record.
AUGGGCACUAAGGCAGCCACCGUCAGAGGUCCCGGGGAGACCCCACUACACAGAGCUCCCAGCUUGGUACUCCUGCUGCUCACGGCGAUGCUAACCACAGGCCUGACCCAGUCACCGGUCCCUGCCUCGGCUCCGCGAGGCUUCUGGGCUCUGUCUGAAAACCUGACGGCCGUGGAAGGGGCAACAGUUACGCUGCGGUGCGGGGUCAGAGCUCCUGGCAGCGUGGUGCAGUGGGCAAAGGAUGGGCUGCUUCUGGGUCCGAACCCCAGGAUCCCGGGCUUCCCAAGGUACAGCCUGAAAGGAGAUCCUGCCAAAGGUGAGUUCCACCUGCAUAUUGAAGCCUGCGACCUCAGUGACGAUGCAGAGUACGAAUGCCAAGUCGGCCGCUCAGCGAUGGGUCCCGAGCUCGUGUCUCCCAGAGUAAUCCUCUCCAUCCUAGUUCCCCCAAAGGUCCUUCAGUUGACCCCGGAGGCAGGAAGCACAGUUACUUGGGUAGCCGGGCAGCAGUACGUGGUCACCUGUGUGUCUGGGGAUGCCAAGCCGGCACCUGACAUCACCUUCAUCCAGGGUGGACGAGCCGUAGAGGACGUCUCCUCUGACGUGAACGAGGGGUCCAAGGAGAAGCUUUUCCUCACAGAAGCUGAAGCCAGGGUGACACCCCAGAGCUCGGAUAACGGGCAGUUACUAGUCUGUGAGGGGUCCAGCCCAGCUUUGGACUCUCCCAUCAAGGUUUCUUUCACCAUGAAUAUUCUGUUCCCCCCAGGACCUCCCGUCAUUAAUUGGCCAGGCCCUGAUGAGGGGCAUGUGCGGGCCGGGGAGAACCUGGAGCUGCCCUGUGUGGCCCGAGGAGGAAAUCCACCUGCUACCCUGCAGUGGUUGAAGAAUGGUAAUCCGGUGUCCAUAGCUUGGGGCACAGAGCAUACCCACGCAGUGGCCCACAGCGUGCUGGUGAUGACCGUGCGGCCUGAAGACCACGGAGCUCGGCUCAGCUGUCAGUCCUACAACAGCGUGUCUGCAGAGACCCAGGAGCGAAGCAUCACACUGCAGGUCACCUUUCCCCCCAGCGCUGUUACCAUCCUGGGAUCUGUAUCGCAGACUGAAAACAAGAACGUGACUGUUUGCUGCCUCACGAAGUCCAGUCGCCCACGGGUCCUGCUGCGGUGGUGGCUAGGUGGACGGCAGCUGCUGCCCACGGAUGAGACAGUCAUGGAUGGCCUGCACGGUGGCCACAUCUCUAUGUCCAACCUCACACUCUUGGUGCGGAGGGAGGACAACGGUUUGACCCUCACCUGCGAGGCCUUCAGCGACGCCUUCAGCAAGGAGACCUUCAAGAAAUCUCUCACCUUGAACGUGAAAUACCCUGCCCAGAAGCUGUGGAUUGAGGGACCCCCGGAGGGGCAGAACAUCCGGACUGGGACUCGGGUGAGGCUGGUGUGCUUGGCCAUGGGAGGCAACCCAGACCCCUCCCUCACCUGGCUUAAGGACUCCCGCCCGGUGAGCGAGUCUCGGCAGCCCCAGGAGCCCCGGCGUGUGCGGCUGGGCAGCAUGGAGAAGUCCGGCAACACGUUCUCCCGCGAGCUGGUCCUGAUCAUCGUGCCAUCGGACAACCAAGCCAAGUUCUCGUGCAAGGCGGGUCAGCUCAGCGCGUCCACGCAGCUGGUGGUGCAGUUCCCCCCAACCAACCUCACCAUCCUGGCCAACUCGUCCGAGCUGCGCCCAGGCAACGCCUUGAACUUGACCUGCGUCAGCAUCAGCAGCAACCCCCCAGUCAACUUGUCUUGGGACAAAGAGGGAGAGAGGCUGCUGGAAAACGUGGCUGCAAGACCCCAGACCGCACCGUUCAAAGGUUCCGCGGCGUCCAGCAGUGUUUUCCUCCGAGUGUCAUCCCGAGAUCACGGCCACCGGGUGACCUGCCAGGCCCACAGCGAGGCACUUCGUGAAACCGUGAGCGCCUUCUACCGCCUUCAUGUGCUGUACCCCCCAGAGUUCCUAGAGGAGCAAGUGCUGGCAGUGACCGCGGUGGAACAGGGCCAGGCGCUGCUGCCCGUGUCCGUGUCGGCUAACCCGGCCCCGGAAGCCUUCAACUGGACCUUCCAAGGCUACCGCCUGAGCCCAGCUGGCGGUCCCCGGCAUCGCAUCCUGUCAGGAGGGGCUCUGCAGCUCUGGAACGUGACCCGAGCUGACCAGGGCUUCUAUCAGCUGCACUGCCAGAACUCCGAGGGCACCGCCGAGGCCCUGCUGAAGCUGGACGUGCAUUAUGCUCCCACCAUCCGUGCCCUCCGGGACCCUACUGAGGUGAACGUUGGGGGUUCUGUGGACAUAGUCUGCACCGUUGAUGCCAAUCCCAUCCUCCCUGAGAUGUUCAGCUGGGAGAGGCUGGGGGAAGAGGAGGAGGACCUGAGCCUGGAUGACUUUGAGAAGACCUCAAAGGGAUCUACGGGGCGUCUGCGGAUUCUCCAGGCCAAACUGUCGCACGCUGGCGCUUACCAGUGCAUUGUGGACAACGGCGUGGCUCCCGUGGCAAGGGGCCUGGUCCACCUUGUCAUCAGAUUCGCUCCCCAGGUGGAUCACCCCACCCCCCUAACCAAAGUGGCAGCAGCUGGUGACAGCACCAGCUCAGCCACGCUCCACUGCCGCGCCCGAGGUGUCCCCAACAUCGACUUCACCUGGACCAAAAAUGGGGUCCCUCUGGAUCUCCAAGAUCCCAGGUACACAGAGCACAGAUACCACCAGGGUGUGGUCCACAGCAGCCUCUUGACCAUUGCUAAUGUGUCUGCGGCCCAGGACUACGCCCUCUUCACAUGCACGGCCACCAAUGCCCUCGGUUCGGACCACACCAACAUCCAGCUCGUCAGCAUCAGCCGCCCUGACCCUCCGUUGGGACUGAGGGUUGUGAGUGUGACCCCUCACUCGGUAGGACUGGAGUGGAAGCCAGGCUUUGAUGGGGGUCUGCCUCAGAGGUUCCAACUCAGGUAUGAGGCCCUUGAGGCUCCGGGAUUUUUCUAUGUGGAUGUCCUGCCACCCCAGGCCACCGUCUUCACACUGGCUGGCCUGAAGCCUUCCACACGAUACCGGAUCUGGUUGAUGGCCAGCAACGCCCUGGGGGACAGUGGCCUGACUGACAAGGGGACCCAGGUCUCCAUCACGACGGCAGCUGUGGACCAGGCUCCUGAAGACACUGACCACCAGCUGCCCACAGAGCGGCCUCCUGGACCCCUGGGGGUACCCUUGCUGGCCGUGCUGUUUGCCCUUGGUGGUCUUCUGUUGCUUUCCAGUGCCUCCUGUGUGGGGGGACUCCUCUGGCGGAGAAGACUCAGGCACCUUGCUGAAGAGGUCUCAGAGAAGACAGAGGCGGGGUAAGAGGAGGAUCGGACCAGGAAUGAAUACGGGGAGAGUCAGUGGGUGGGGGACACAGGAAGCUCCAAGGUUAGCACAGCAGAAGUGGAACCACAUUACCACACCAUGAGAAACUUCAGCCCCCAGCUCUCCCCAACACUAGAAGAAAUGUCUUAUGGCCAAGGUAUUGAAGAUGCCGACAUGGUCUUCCCAGGACACCUGUACGAUGAGGUGGAGAGAGCCUAUGGGCCGCCUGGGGUCUGGGGACCCAUCUACGAUGAAGUACAAAUGGACCCCUACGACCUGCGCUGGUCUGAAGUCAAGUAUGAAGAUCCGAGGGGAUUCUAUGAUGAGGUGGCCGCAGACCUGGGUGCGGCGGGACCUAGUUCUCUGCCCUUCGAGCUGAGGGGACAUCUGGUGUGA